Messenger RNA from Solanum dulcamara, 2456 nucleotides. RefSeq lists its product as uncharacterized. Gene Ontology annotation, cellular component: cytoplasm. Bases 143 to 2095 code for a protein of 650 amino acids. Lineage: Eukaryota; Viridiplantae; Streptophyta; Magnoliopsida; Solanales; Solanaceae. The transcript has 9 exons. Gene Ontology annotation, molecular function: exopolyphosphatase activity. The record is from RefSeq and is a predicted model, not a curated record.
GACAAUCUUUGUGCCGGCCAAAUGUUACAACAUUUCCUAUUCAUUCACUUAUUUUAGCAAUGUUUCUACAACGUUGUCUCUAUCUUCAGAUAAGAAUUCCCAUUUGUAUUCUAGAUUUUUCUUUCACUUGUAGAAUCGCGCGAUGGAGAAGAGAUUCAACAGGAAUCUUUCAAACGAAAGCAGAGGAUCCUCAAAGAGUUUACAGAGGAUAAUUGCAGAGAACAGAAAGCCUGCUAGUCCUGUCCCUGAUUUAACUGAUUUUAUGAAUGACAUGUUUUUCGGGACACCAAGUCCUGAUAAAAAAACGUAUAAUCUGAAGGGAAUUAACACAAAUUCGAUAGAUGAUGAUGAUGAUGAUUUUGACUCGAGCACAAGGAGUGUUAGCAGUAGGCUAACUCAGGAGUGGCUGCAGGAAGCUAAGCAAAUGGUAGCUUCAUCUCCUGGUCGUGGAAGUGAGUCACCCCCAAGGCGGCUAGUGACUUCCCCUAGGUUUGCAACAUCUCAUGCUAGAAUUGCAGAUUCUCCUACUGAAGGCAGAGAUCCCCUCUCUAGGUCUGCUAGAAGGCAUAGAUCAGUGGUGGGGUUCAGUGAAGAAAUCCUCUCAAAAACAGCACAACACAACCGCAAUAAAUCAGAGCCGUUGAUAAUUGAUCCUCCGUCAGCCGGCACAUCCCCUGCAUCAAACGUUCAAGAUUGGUUCUCCAAUAUCUUUAAACCUCCAAAUGAUGGGCCCACCGCAGCCACAUCCGAGCCCACUUCUCCCAAGCCCAACAAUGAGCAACCCGCACUCACCCUCCCACCCCGCCAAUCAAUCAGUCGCCGGACGCGGUUCCAUACUAACUCUAAUGCAUCUCAGCCACACUCUAUCAGCUCUCCAAAACGAACUUUCAAAAUUCCCGCCAUAGCCUCAACGGACAAUGUUCCACAACACUUUUUAGACGGCAAGCCACUUUCUCCACCCAAGAGUCUCGUCGAAUCUUCUCACCGGAGAUCGAUUUCAUCCACGACAUGCUCGAUUCCCGACGAUCCGACUCCGAGGAAUUUAGUAGAGUCGGCUCAUAGGAGGACCACUUCCGCGUCCACGUGUUCUUUCGAGAAGGUUUUGCGAAAGAACAAUGUGGACGGAGAUGAAGUGAAGGAGGAGGAUUUGAAGAGUCAGGAAUUGAAUCGGUUCUUGAAGGAGCAGAGAGACAAAAUCAACAACAUAUUUAGUGGUCAGAUAAAAGGGAAAGCCAAAAUUGUGCUCUCUGGACCUUCCAACAGUACAAGUUCAAUGGUGUCAGCAAUUUGCUAUGCUUGGUUGUUGGAAAAUAGGACGAGGGCGAAUGAGCAAGAGGGAGGAGAUGCGAAUACAAUUCAGGUGGUGGUUCCUGUGAUGAAUAUGACAAGAAGGAAAAUGUUGAAGCAGCGGCAAGCAGCACGGCUUUUUCACAUUGUUGGUCUUGAUGCCAAAUCUCUGCUCUUUUCCGAUGAGGUUGAUUUGGAAACACUACUGUUGGCUAAGCAGCUAAGCAUGCUUGUAGUUGGAGAAGACAUACUCAAAACUAAUGGAGAGGCAGUAUCAGGGUGUACUGUUCUUACGGACAAUUAUUGCGAGGAUGCUUAUGAACUACUUCAGAAGCCUAUAUUGAAAAAGCUUCUGCUCGCAGGCAUACUUCUAGACACACACAACUUGAGUGCAUCUUCUAAGGUGUCGAUGACAAGAGAUGUAGAAGCAGUUCAGCUGCUUUCAGUUGGCUCCACCCCUAAUUACAGAAAUGCUUUUUUUGAUCAAUUGAUGCAAGAUCCGAAGAAUGAUAGUUUCGUUGAAGCUAUGAAGCAGAGUUAUGGAAAUUCACCCAUUGAGAGUAGCCAUAAAUAUAGAGCACAUCAGGUCUUGGAGAGGAAUUCCAUUCCUCAAGAAAAUAUGUCAAGUUCAGAUAAGAUAUCUAAAGAUGUGAAGAAUGGGAAGACAAAUAGAGUGUCACCAAACAAAGGUAAACCGGCGGUAUCACCUAUACAUGCUCCUCUAGCAUCACCAGCAAAACCAGCCGAUGCUUCACGUGGCAAGAACAAGACCUUCUUCUUGGCAAAGUGGUUUGGUUUUGGGAAGUGAGUUAUUAAAUCUGCUAAAAUAUGAGUAAUUUCAAUCAUCCAAUGCUCAAAUAUAGUCUGAGAACUGUCAAGCCGAUGGAAAGUGAAUUUUGUUCACCCACAACAUUAUAGGGAAUUUUCAAAAUGUUUGGAGAGCUUUUUUGGUUGUUGGUCUUAUUUAAUUAAUUUUUUUGUGUCUGGACCAGGCUGUUUCCACAUGCUACAAUGUUUUUUUUUUUUUACAUCUGGAUGGAUUUAGUUGAUUUUUUUCUUAUGUUAAACUUGUGUCGACCUUGUAAUACCUAUGGUAGAGUUAAUCUAUAUGUGAUUUUAUACAAGAUAUAAUAUGAAAUAAGAAUAAGAACACCUAAAACUUGUAUAUG